AUGUAUGCAUCGGACGUGCAUAGCGAGCCUAUCUUCAAUGGUCUCAGUUUUCAGUGCAUUUUAGCAGCAGCUGCCGCUUUGGAGGCCCCUGCUCUCCCCCAAGUUGAUCGCGUCGCCGACCGCGGAGAUGAAGAUGGUUGGGUCGUAGACAGUCUACGAAGCCGACAGCCUCGAUGCAGCCAGAAGGUCGUCGAGAGCGAUCCUUUUUAUAAUAAUGGGGUUUGGGACAAGGAGAAGCCGCUCAUCUUCUCGUCCGUGCACGUAGGCUCCCCGUGA
Messenger RNA from Sparassis crispa, 276 nucleotides. RefSeq lists its product as hypothetical. Lineage: Eukaryota; Fungi; Basidiomycota; Agaricomycetes; Polyporales; Sparassidaceae. The record is from RefSeq and is a predicted model, not a curated record. The coding region runs from base 1 to 276 and encodes 91 amino acids. The transcript is spliced from 3 exons.